Messenger RNA from Manihot esculenta (cassava), 1045 nucleotides. RefSeq names its product Usher syndrome type-1G protein homolog. NCBI's taxonomy places the organism in Eukaryota, Viridiplantae, Streptophyta, Magnoliopsida, Malpighiales, Euphorbiaceae. The record is from RefSeq and is a predicted model, not a curated record. The transcript is spliced from 6 exons. Gene Ontology annotation, molecular function: protein binding. Bases 158 to 781 code for a protein of 207 amino acids.
CUAUAGAAUUCGAAAUUGUCUGCAAAUAAAUCCGAUUACUUGUGCCUCCACUCCUAAGAUGAAGGGUUAGGGCUUUGAUUUUCUCUCCCUUCCACUCCAAAGCAUCGCAAAAUUAAUUCCAGUCCCGUUCGUGUUAGGGUUUUACGAUUGCAUAGACAUGUAUGCUGAUCGAGUGGAGGCUGCAGCGAAGAGGUCGGUAAAGGAGCGUCUUAAUGGCAAUUCUACCAGCGACUUUACUCGCCAGCGGCAAAUUACAGGCAAGAGGCAGAGGCAAGAUGAUAAGUGGGAACACGAUCUCUAUGACGAGGAUGGACCACAAUUUUCAAAUCGAAAAGUCAGUUCUCAAGAUCUUCGGCUAAAGCUUCAAAGGAAGAGUCUCCCACAAGCCUCACAAAGUGGAAGGGGGUCAGUUUCAGGCAUGUUGGAUUUACGUGAGAAACUAUCUGGGACUUUGAAUUCACAACCAGUUAAUGCUGAUCCACCUAAACGAAAAUCGGAGGCUGCUAAACCAGCUCGAAGAAGUGUUGCAGUUGAAGCACCUGAGCCAGAGAUUAAAAAGGUUGCUAGUGUGGCUCCUAGAAAAAAGUCUCAGCAAAAGGCUGAUACUUCAAUUGAAGCUUUUCUGCAAUCAAUAGGCCUUGAAAAGUACCUCAUUACUUUUCAAGCGGAGGAAGUUGAUAUGACAGCCCUUGUACACAUGAAUGAUGAGGAUCUCAAGGCUAUAGGAAUGCCAAUGGGUCCAAGAAAAAAGAUACUUUUAGCAUUGGAAUCUAGGGGCUAGCAUUGGAAAGGGAAGUGCAUACUUGCAUGUAUUAUUGGAUGGACGGUCCAAUUGGCAGGGCUGUGUUUGAUUAAUAUACCACCAAGAUGUAACAAGUUUUCCCUGUUGAUUUUUGUUUGGUGUAUUAUUGCUGAAAGUGGCCUGACUGGCUCUUUAUAGAUAUGAGACUGGUUGAAUUUUUAGCUUGGCACCAGCCAUAGGUGUUUUUCUUCUACUAGCAGGAUCUUUUAUAUUUAAUGAAAUUCUUGUGAUCUAUUCACUCAA